Molecule: messenger RNA, 1710 nt
Organism: Kwoniella botswanensis
Lineage: Eukaryota; Fungi; Basidiomycota; Tremellomycetes; Tremellales; Cryptococcaceae
Exons: 1
Coding region: 1-1710 (569 amino acids)
Source: RefSeq, a predicted model, not a curated record
AUGGUGCUCGAUUAUCAUUCUAUCUUCAGAAAGCUGGGUUCGAAACGGCUGCCUUCCGAAGAGUACUCCUUCGAGGCGUAUCCAGGCCAAAGGGAUACCCCGUCAGUAACCCAAUUCACUGCUCGAUACCGCCCCUUAGGCAGUGCGGGAGAUAGCGAUUGGCAAGUAUUUUCCCACUCUCGACUACCUGUCUUCGCCGAGAACAAGCAUCCGACUAAAGACGCUUCUUCGGAGCUUGAUGAACGGCCAGAUGGUCCGCAUCCAGAUGAGCUUCUCUCGAACUAUAGAGAUUUCAUUGAGAAAGUCCACGAAUCCAUACACAUCCACAGAAGCAACAUCGAAGCCCUCAAUGAAUGGAGGGAUGUGGGAGACGAUAGCGAAGGUCAGCAGGAAUUGAUUCAUCAGACUCUCCAGACUCAGCGGGCCGAAGUUUUCCUCAAUAAGAUUGCCGACUCGCUGUGUCCAGAAAUACACCAGAAAAUAAAACAUGCAAACAAGCUUCAGGUUGACCGAUAUGAAGCUCUGCUAUCGAAAAUUAGGACUGAAGCUCGGGGUAUCGGCAGCUUCCACAAAGAAACAGACUUGCAGAUUAUGGAAGAUCAGCUUUCUUGUAUGUCUCGAAGAGCGACUCUGCGAGAGAUGAAUACACAGAGGGACGUGAUUGCUCUGAUCGGCGAUUUCAGUAUAGCGAUCAGUCCGGAUACCGACAGAACAGAGAUACAAACUAAUCGUCGGAAUAGAAUCAAGUCGCAACGAAAGGGAAUCCAGACUGCCAGUAAGGUAUUGGAAGGCCAGGACAGGAACUUGGGUAAGUUGUUCAGACAACGGUAUGGCUCUGUAGAAGAGAUACCGUCUUCCGGUCAGGGCUGGAUUUCACUGUGGGCGUCAAUUCGUUUCAAGCCCGGUACAAGCCGAAUAAAGUACAAGCUUGUUGCUUCGGAUGGCGAUACAACAUCUCCAACAUACCGAGUACGACCGGAAUAUAUUGUCGAUCCUGAAGAUCCACAGGAAGAAUGGAAACCUAUCUUAGAUUCCGCCGUACCUCUCUUCAGUGGAUAUGAAUCCCAUCACCAAGAUGAGACAUUGUCAGCAUGUGAUAGCAAUCUGUCUAGAGUUUUCGAUGGGACGGGUAUCUCAACGGGGAAUUUUGUCAACAACGUUCGAAGUUUGCUUUCGCUGAUGAAAGCAUCUAAAGCGAAGUUGGACAAUUUGAGCGACGAUACCAAUGCCUGGCAGCACGAGGGUGGAGACCUAGAGAAGGCUGCCCAUCUGAAGAGGAUGAAUAACGCAAUGAAGAUCAUGCAAGAGACUUUACCUACUAUUUUACAUGACGAUUGGAACACCAUACUACACUCUCAGACCCAGUCUCUAAACUCCGAGCUAACAGAUCGAGUCAUUGCGGGUAUGACUGCCAAUGAGUCGCAAGUCUUGAACAAAUGGAAAUUCUGGAUGACGAAUCGGGUUAACGCCAGUACAGCUGAUGCUCUCACCGGUCUGUAUGACAUCUUAGCUACUCUGACCAAAGAGGAUAGCCAUGAAGAAUAUGUAGAAUAUUCUCAAGCCAAAGACAAUGCACUCAAGCUCAAGACAAAGCAUGAGGAAGAAACAAGGUCGUCAUCAGUCGAAUUUGCCCACGCGUUGUCGGAUGCGGGGAGCUGCCUAUCCACGCUUGAAGAAUGGAAUGAGCUAUUGUUGAACAGGAGAUCUUAG